Centruroides sculpturatus (bark scorpion) is the source of this 3559-nucleotide messenger RNA. RefSeq names its product unconventional myosin-XIX-like. Gene Ontology annotation, cellular component: cytoplasm; vesicle; myosin complex. Gene Ontology annotation, molecular function: ATP binding; actin filament binding; microfilament motor activity. Gene Ontology annotation, biological process: vesicle transport along actin filament; actin filament organization. The record is from RefSeq and is a predicted model, not a curated record. The transcript is spliced from 21 exons. Bases 294 to 3392 code for a protein of 1032 amino acids. Lineage: Eukaryota; Metazoa; Arthropoda; Arachnida; Scorpiones; Buthidae.
AGUGUUGUAUUGUUGAAUAUGGGACAGCUUCCACGGCAAAAAUAUUUGAAUUGUGUAAAGCAGCCAGAUUGUACGCAUUCACGCAUGCACUUUACAGAGCACCAACCUCAUGCAGUUUAGCUGGUGGAUGCUACACACCAAAAUAUCGUAUAACAUUUACAAUGAUUCUAUCUGGGGCUGGCACAGCUUCCCUAUCAUCAAAUGUCAUUGCAUGCCACUGCAACAUUAUAUAUUAAUUUAAAAUAUUACUAUUACAGUUCAAAACUCUCAUCAUAUUUUAAGAAGUCGGAAGAAUGCUUAAAAACAAUCUGAUAAAUGUCCUUGGACUUUUAUCAAAUCCAUCUUCAUUGUAUUUUACCAUGAAGGAAACAAAAAACACUUUAAAUUUGUCUGAAUUACCAAUUCUUAAUGAGGAAACAGUGUUACAUGUUUUGCAAAAUAAUUAUGCUAAUGGUCUAUUUUACGUUUGGGGUGGAAGAACAUUAUUAGCUAUUAAUCCUUGUACAGUUUUUCAGCAUUUGUAUACCCAAAAAACAAUAGAAUUGUAUCACAAGUCAAAAUGUCAGAGUAUUCAAGAGCCUCAUGUAUAUGCAGUAGCAGAAAAUGCACAUUACAUUCUUGCUUCUGAUUUAGGAAAGAUUAAUCAGGCUAUCAUUGUCAGUGGAGAAAGUGGUGCUGGGAAGACAUACACCACAUCAGAAGUUUUGAAGUACCUUACUAGUGUAGCAACUUCAAAUUUCAGUACAAUUAAAGAUCAACCACAAAGAGUUCAACAAAAAAUUGUAGAUUCAACUCCAUUAUUGGAAGCAUUUGGAAAUGCUUCUACAGCUAAGAAUAAAAAUAGCAGUCGAUUUGGUAAAUUCGUUCAAUUGCAAUAUAACAAGGGAGAAUUUACUGGUGCUAAAAUAUCUACUUAUCUUCUAGAGAAAACAAGGGUAACAACAAUUCCAAGACUAGAAAGAAGCUACAAUGUUUUUUAUCAAAUGAUUGCUGGAAUUUCAGAAAAUGAUUGUAAAAAUUUGAUGCUAACACAAGAACUCAUAACAAGUUUAAGUGAAGAAGUGACAGAUCAAGAUAAGAUAAAAUUUCAAGCAACAAAAGAUGCAAUGAAUGAUAUUGGUUUAUGUAUGAAUACACAAAAUGAUAUAUUUCAGGUUCUUUCUGCUUUGCUUCAUUUAAGAAAUUUAAGUUUUAAGUUAAAUCCUGGUGAUGAUUGCGUAGCCAUUAGUGAAUCUGCGAAAAAAACACAUAAUAUUGAAGCAGCUUCAACUCUAUUAGGAUUAUCAUCAUCUACAUUAGAGAAAAUUCUAAUUGUUAAGACCAUAACAGCUGGAAAAACAAUUAGAAGAUCUGUCUAUACCAAACCAUGUUGUACUAUUAAAGAAUGUGAAGCAAGAAGAGAUUGUCUUGUUAGAUUUAUUUAUGAUAGUUUAUUUGACUGGUUGGUGAAAUUUAUUAAUCAAGAAGUAGCAUCUCCAGUGUGGGAUUAUUUUAUAGGUAUCCUGGAUGUGUAUGGAUUUGAAAAUUUUAAUCACAAUAGUCUUGAACAACUUUGCAUUAAUUUUGCAAAUGAGAAGCUUCAACAAUAUUUUGUUAAAGAUUUUCUCCAUGAUGAGCAGGCAGUAUUUAUUGAAGAAGGUAUUGAUUAUAAAUUGAUAAACUAUACAGAUAAUAAACACUGUCUUGACCUUUUGGAAGAGAGAAAUAAAGCCAGUGUGUUUGGCUUACUCAAUGAGGAUAAUAUUCCAGAGGAAUUUAAAUCUUUAUUAGCUGGAAGUUCAAAAGCAUUUGUCAAACUACUGAACCCCAUAAUAAAUAACUGUGUUCAAGAUAAAAAAACUCGUAAACAAACAGUUUUAUCAAAAUUCAAGGCUUCUCUAGAUGAUUUAGUAAAGAAAUUGAAUUUAUGUGACGGACACUAUAUCAGAUGCUUAGUACCUAAUUCUGGUUAUCAACCUGGAUAUUUGAAUUCCCAAUAUUUAUUAAUGCAAUUAAGAGCUUGUGGAAUUUUGGAAUCAAUAGCUAUAUUUCAAAGGGGAUUACCUGUAAGAAUCAGAUAUGACACUUUUAUAACUCAUUAUCAUCCUUUAUUUGGAAAAAGCGUUAAGUAUUUAAAAAGACUUUCAAAGUACAUUUGCCAGAAUAAUGAAGAGUCCAAUAAAUUACCAUUAAAAAGACAAAAUGGUGGAAUGCUACCUGUAUUACAGACAACAUGUCGCCAAAUGAUUUCUGAUUCUUUGAAGAAAACAUUAUCUCAUCAAGACUGUCAGUUUGGCAGGUUGAAAAUAUUCUUGUCAUCAGAAGUGUUUCAUGAACUGGAAAGAAGUUUGUUGGAAAAACAUUCUGAAUCUGCUUCAAUAAUCCAAUUCAUAUGGAAAAAUUACCAAAAAAGAAGAAAUAAUGCUGCAAUUAUCAUUCAGACAGCAUUUAGAAGAUGGAAGAAUCGUAGUCAUUAUAUAAAGAUGAGAAUGGCAGCAAUAAAAAUACAGAGAGCUUUCAGACAAUAUAUGACUCUGCAAAAUGACAAUUUUACAACAGUAAGACUAAUUUCUAAAGACCUGUCUUCAUUUCAGUCUGAUGGAGACAAAUUCUAUUCUAUAUCAGAUUUUAGUAGAAACAAUUCAGUCUGUCUCAGUGAUGAUUUCAGUGAAAAUAAAGGUAUACUAACAGGAACUGAAUUAAGAAAUAUCCGUCAUAAUUCUGAUGUGUUUGAUGUUUCAAAUGAUGAUAAUUUUAUCAACGAAUUUAAACUAAACCGUUUAUCGCAAAUUAACGUUAAUGGCAAUUGUGAAACAAACCAAUAUAUAAGUAAUAAAAAUGAAGUAAAUGCAUUUCCAGAGGAAUGCGUGUUUGAAGAUGAUUUCAAUGCAAGAAAUAAUAAUUUGAAUAAUUGUAGAGAAACAUUUCAAAAAAAUAAUUUGGUUAAUUUCUUUCCUUCUUACUUCAAACAGAAAAAGGAACAUGAAAGUGGUGAACAGGAAUUACACUGUGAAUUUAAUGAAACUAUAUCAAUGCCAGUGUGUGAACUCAGAAAAAUUUAUCAAACUAAAUCAGAAUUUGUAGAAUAUAAAAAUUUCAAUAAAGACAAAUUUAGGGAAUCACAUAAUAUAAAUUUGGAAGCAGCAGACGAUUCUGAAAGUCAAAUUCACAACAAAAAUGGCAGAGAAGUGGUGUCCAAAUCUGUUCCUUUGUUCACUGCAAUUCAGCAUCUGUACCUAAAGUAUGGAUUACUUUCAGUUAGGAGAAUGCCAAAAACAAAGAUUCGUUUUCACACACGUCUAACACCUCUUCUGUAUUCCCAUUAUCCGCCAUUAUGUGAAAUUCAAUGUAGUCUUACCGAUGCCCUCGAAGACGAAACAGAUUGCAUCAUCCACAGACUAGAAACAAAUUAAUAAUUUAUGUUAUACUAACUCCAAUGUAAAAGUCAUUAGUAUAAAGUUAGCUCAAUUGUAAUAGUUGAUUUAUUUGUACAUUAUGUAAUAUAUCCUAUAGGAGAUUACAUCCUUUUUUUACAUUUGUUAACAUUGUUUUAUAAAUAAAGUAUCAAAGAAUAGUUUAG